AUGUUCGGUCGCUACAGCAUCCAGCAAUUCUCCUUCAUGGCGGAUGCCAUCAACAAGGAUACCGGGAAGGAAGUGACAUUCACCGUCAAUGGAGACUUGACAAGCUUCACCGUUCGUGUCCAGAAUCAGGAAGAAACCGAGAAAGUGGAGGCCGAUCAAGUUGUUCCCGCGGUUGCUAUUGCCCAGCCAUUUACUCCCACAGAAGUUGCCGAUGCCGCUCCCCCUUCCCCAACUGCUGAAAGUCUGUCUUCGCAAUCGGAAUAUUCGGAGGAAUUGUCAGCUGACGACGGAACGGACGCAAACUAUGGCAUGGAACAGCAAGUCGACUUUCUUACCGAAGGAUUGAAUGACAGCGUCAACAUCUUGGACACCACUGAUUCCAGUUCCGAUUACGACGAAGUUGGAGGAUUUUCUCAGGAGCAGUAUUUCACGCCUCUCAAAAAGGUCGCCACCAAGAAGGCACCCAAGAAACCCGCUGCCCGCAACCAAGCCCCUGUUACCCGCAAGCAGCCUGGUCGUCGCGGCAAGAAGUAA
Molecule: messenger RNA, 534 nt
Organism: Seminavis robusta
Lineage: Eukaryota; Bacillariophyta; Bacillariophyceae; Naviculales; Naviculaceae
Source: the annotation of a GenBank genome assembly